UGACAUUGUCAAUGUUGUUGUUGAGCAGACAUUGAGCGAUUUGUUUUUAUUUUGGACAAAUUUCGUAUUGAAAAUAUAUGUUUUUCAUCCUUGUGAAACGGUUGAUAGGCUAACGAAAAAGAUAAAAUGUCUGAGGAGAUUAAAUUCAAGCCGAAGAAAGUGAAAAAUCUUCGCACCCGACGAAAUUCAUCCGACGAUGACGACGAGAAAAGAGAGGAAGAUGUUUUAGCAAAAUUGGAGGAAACGAAAUUAGCCCAAAAACUUCGAGCUAAACCGCAUGGAGUGAAUGCAGUCGCACUGGCAAUCGGACAAAAAGUUACAGCAGAGGAUUUAGUUUUGAAGAAUGAUCCAUUCAAAAUGAAGAGCGGCGGUAUGAUCAAUAUGAAAAAUAUUAAAUCUGGUAAGGUGCAACAAGUGGACGAUGCAUAUGAUGUUGGUAUUGGCACACAAUUUUCGGCUGAAACCAAUAAACGUGACGAAGACGAAGAGAUGAUGAAGUACAUUGAAGAGCAGCUCAACAAGCGAAAGAAUUCAAAGUUACAAAGUGAAUCCGGUGGUGAUAAUGACAAUGAGACAUACAACGAUGAAAAAUAUUUAUCGCCCGAAGAAGCAGCACUUUUAUCGUUACCUGAACAUCUACGUGUCAGUUCGACACAUCGUUCGGAAGAGAUGUUAUCGAAUCAAAUGCUAAACGGUAUACCUGAAGUCGAUUUGGGUAUCGAGAUUAAGAUUAAAAACAUCGAAGCAACCGAAGCUGCCAAGGAGAAAUUGCUAAGGGAUCAGAAAAAUAAAAAGUCAGCACCAUCUCACUUUGUGCCCAGCAAUAUUGCCGUCAAUUUUAGUCAGCACAAUCGAUUUAAUAUCGAAGAUGCAGAGACAAAGCGUCGCAGACAAAAAAUGCAAGAAGAUCGAGAGCGACAGGGUAAUGGCAAUCAAAAACCAGGCAUUAAACGAGCCACAGACGAUUAUCAUUAUGAUAAAUUCCGAAAACAAUUCCGACGGUAUUAAAUUAAAAGAAAAAAAAAUUUAGGUUUAUGUAUAUAAGCGUGGAUUUGUUUCUAAUGUAAAGAAUUUCAUUUGUACCAAACUGAUUGAUUGUAUGCCAAUGAUGAGAACAGCGGCGAAAAUAAAGGAAAUACUAGAGAUUUGUAUUUUAACAUAAGAAAAUAAAAUAGAUGCAUUUUUGUUCGUAGAAACUGUAUAAAA
This is a messenger RNA of Sitodiplosis mosellana (orange wheat blossom midge), 1206 nucleotides long. Its product is annotated as splicing factor C9orf78 homolog. Gene Ontology annotation, biological process: mRNA splicing, via spliceosome. The record is from RefSeq and is a predicted model, not a curated record. The coding region runs from base 127 to 1008 and encodes 293 amino acids. Gene Ontology annotation, cellular component: spliceosomal complex. The transcript is spliced from 6 exons. NCBI's taxonomy places the organism in Eukaryota, Metazoa, Arthropoda, Insecta, Diptera, Cecidomyiidae.